Messenger RNA from Lytechinus variegatus (green sea urchin), 3465 nucleotides. Its product is annotated as solute carrier family 23 member 1-like. Gene Ontology annotation, cellular component: membrane. The coding region runs from base 438 to 2354 and encodes 638 amino acids. Gene Ontology annotation, molecular function: transmembrane transporter activity. Gene Ontology annotation, biological process: transmembrane transport. The transcript is spliced from 14 exons. NCBI's taxonomy places the organism in Eukaryota, Metazoa, Echinodermata, Echinoidea, Temnopleuroida, Toxopneustidae. The record is from RefSeq and is a predicted model, not a curated record.
UGAGCAAACCGUUUUAUUCUUUAUGCUAUUGAUACAGUGAAGAGCUAAAGCAUACAGUGUUCGUGCUCGGAACAGUGCGUGAGGUCGAUAUCUCAACCGCUCGACGUGUGAGAAGUCUCUGACUUUAUCAUGUUUAUUGUCGAGACUUCAUAAACUUUAUCAUAUUCUGAAAACAACCGCAUUGAUUAGAAAUUCAAAGUGAAUCCUCCUAAAUCUUUACUGCGAAUAAAUUCGUAAUGUUAGUUGGGUGAACAUAUGACGACGAAGGUAUAAAGACAUAUAACCACUCCGAUCUUGGAACACUUGCUUCAAAACUUCCUUCAGAAGGAACUUGUCUUGGGCUAACCGUUGUUUACGAGGUUCAAGGGCGUUGCUGUUGACUUGCAAGAAGCUCGACUUCAAAUACAGGUGAGGCUCACCCUCGCAGCCGCAAAGCCAUGCAGAACGGUAAGGAAGUCGACCCCGCUGUUGACGGGAUACACGUAACAACCAUCUCCUCCCCGACCUCCUCUGCUACCAACGGAAUGAUGCCAUCCACUCGUUACGAGGUGGAGGACGAUGCGGAGGAUGCGGCAAGGAAAGAGGCGGAUGAAAUCCUCGCUAAACUCAAGGGUGAUAUCUCGUACGGGAUCGAAGACACACCGGCAUGGUAUACAUCUAUAUUACUCGGCUUUCAGCAUUAUUUGACAAUGAUUGGUUCGACUAUCGCCAUCCCGCUCAUCCUCGCGCCGUCCCUGUGCAUCAGCGAUGACAACGUCGCCUUGGCCGAGGUCAUCGCGACCAUGUUCUUUGUGUCCGGGGUGGCGACCCUCCUACAAACAUUCAUCGGUAACAGAUUACCCAUCGUACAGGGCGGUACAUUCUCGUUUUUAGCUCCCAGUUUUGCCAUUUUAGCUUUGAAAGGUGAAUGCUUAGCUCCACUUCCAGAGAAUUCCACGGAUGUGCCGCCUGAGGUGCUCGCAAACAGGACCGAGUUCUGGAGGGGGAGAAUGAGGGAACUUCAGGGAGACAUCAUGGUUGCUUCGUGCUUUCAGGUUAUCAUCGGUAUCACAGGAGGGAUCGGGUUCUUGCUCCGGUUUCUCGGACCCCUAGUAAUCGCCCCUACCAUCGCUCUUAUUGGUCUUUCUCUCUUCCCUGCUGCGGCUAGUUUUGCGGGUUCACACUGGGGUAUAGCAUUUUUUACUAUUGGAUUAAUGGUCCUGUUUUCCCAGUACUUGUCACGUGCAUACAUCCCAUUCUGUACAUUUUCGAGAUCGCAGCAUAAACUUCGACUAGUCAAGAUGUACAUCUUCAGAUUAUUUCCUGUGAUUUUGGCGAUACUUCUUUCAUGGGCUUUCACCUACAUCCUUACAGUGUAUGAUGUUUUUCCAGACAGUCCGGAUGUUUAUGGAUACCCGGCAAGAACGGAUAUCCGAACUUCGGUUCUUCAAGAUGCCCCUUGGUUUAGAUUCCCUUAUCCAGGUCAAUGGGGUCUUCCUACCCUCACUGUUGCCGGAGUCUUCGGCAUGCUAGCAGGCGUUCUUGCAUCAAUGAUCGAGUCUGUAGGUGACUACUACGCAUGCGCAAGACUAGCUGGAGCCCCUCCCCCUCCAACUCAUGCGGUAAAUCGAGGUAUAUUCAUCGAAGGCUUUUCGUGUGUACUCGCUGGAGCUAUCGGCUCGGGGAACGGGACAACAUCGUACAGUGAAAACAUAGGCGCCAUUGGUAUAACAAAGGUUGGUAGUAGGAGAGUAAUUCAAACCGGUGGAGCAAUCAUGGUCCUGAUUGGAUGUCUACCGAAGUUCUCAGCCAUCUUCGUCACCAUUCCUGAUCCGAUUGUAGGAGGGAUGUUCUUCGUUAUGUUUGGCAUGGUGGCAGCGGUGGGCUUAUCAAACCUUCAGUAUGUUGAUCUUAACUCCUCAAGAAAUAUCUUCGUUCUUGGCUUUGCCAUAUUUUCUGGCCUCUGUGUGCCGAGUUGGAUCGAGACUGGAAACAACAGAGAUUACAUUGCCACAGGCAUCCCUGAAAUAGAUCAAAUCAUCAUUGUUCUCCUCAGCACCAGUAUGUUUGUUGGAGGUUUCUUUGGUUUCAUCCUCGACAACACUAUACCAGGAACCGCAGAGGAGAGGGGAAUUGACAAAUGGCAACGCAUCACCGGAGAUGGGGAGGCUGGCACGGUCAACGAAAGGGUGUCUGAACUCGUUAACAAGUGCUACGAGCUCCCGUGGCUGUUGACGCAGAUUGUCAAUAGGGUACCCUGUUUCUAUUAUUUGCCAUUCUGCCCGAACUUCGUUGGUUGCUGUAAACGACGGAAACGAUCUGACCCGGAACAACCAGAAGCCAUAAACGCCGUAUCUACUACAACACCACUUUGAAUCAUCUUCCAACAUGCUGAUAGAUAAAACAAGGUAUUCUUGCUCGUGUCCAACGUAGAGGGCGGCUAAUCGCCAAUGGUCAUCCACCGAAUUGGAAGUUUGCGAAGGAUUUUAGAACAGGGCGGGUCGACUACUGUUUGAUAUUUAAGCAGGCCAAUAUUAACUUUAUGACAACAUAUUAUUAAAAUAUAUUUAAACUUAUCUUUAAAAACAGGUAGAGUCAAAGACCAAAAUAAUGCCUAUUUUCACCCUUCAUGAAAACUUUCGCUAUUGCUCUCUAAAUUUAUUGGAAGUAAAUCAGUAUUAUUUACGACAAGUUGAUAGGGUUUUGGUAACUUAUUGCAAGUUUGGUUUUAUAAUUCAAAAUUAUUGUGGCAUAAUCAUGUUCAGAUUAAGGCCUUAAGAGAAUAACGAUUUUGGAAUCAAUCAUAAUUUAUUACGAUCAAGCAUUUUGAGGCUGAUAUCAGCAUGAAAUUGCACUUGUUGGAUGAUAAAAAAAUAAGAUUUCCACUCUUUUUUUUCUAAAAAAACAAAAUGGUUUGAUAACUUGUGGAGUAGAUGUCUGUGAUUUAGUUUGUAGCAUGGUAAUUAUGAUCACAGGCCACUUUUUUUUAUAUAUAUAAUCAUGAUAACAAUCAUUUAUUCCCGCUUUGUCUUUCACAUUUUAAAAUGAAUCACCCUUUUGUUGUGAUGGAAUCGGUGCCAUUUUUAUGAAUUUUGAUAUAUAUUUUUUUAUGUUUUAUGGAACAUUAAUUUUCAUAUAGGAUGUCAAUUAUGCACAAAAAAUUAUGUAUAUCCUUAGAAGUCAAUUAUUUCAAAUAGGUUGCAAUGUUUCAGGGGCGAGUAUAUUGAUUUUAAUGCAGUGAAAAUAAAUUAUUUUCCUAGAGAAAAUGUGACCCCCUCCUUUUGGAAAAUCAUAGAUCCUCACCGACUUCUUUCGAACCUUAUCUCUAAUACCAAAAUUAUAUGCAGCCCGAUGUACUGGCUAAGAUUGAUAAUAAUAAUAAUAAUACAUGAGAUUUGUAUUGUGCAUUUUCCAUCUUCAUUAGAUGCUCAAGGCCCUUCAGAGCAGAACAACAAAAACUAUUUCCAUUUAAUGCAUGCAUGUCUG